This is a messenger RNA of Uncinocarpus reesii 1704, 1440 nucleotides long. RefSeq lists its product as uncharacterized. The record is from RefSeq and is a predicted model, not a curated record. Bases 1 to 1440 code for a protein of 479 amino acids. The transcript has 3 exons. NCBI's taxonomy places the organism in Eukaryota, Fungi, Ascomycota, Eurotiomycetes, Onygenales, Onygenaceae.
AUGGCAGAUCAAAGAAACGUCGACACAAAACGGGAUGACGAGGAGGUUUGCACGGCGGCUGCCCGACUUGGUCCCCGGUACAUGGCCGUCUAUAGCAAUGCGUGGUUUCAAGUCGUUUUGAUCAGUUUUAUCUGUUUUUGCUGCCCUGGGAUGUAUAAUGCUCUCACUGGAAUGGGAGGUUCAGGUCAGGUAGACGAGACCGUUGCUGCAAAUGCCAACGUCGCGCUCCUUUCCGCAACGGCUGCCACGGCGUUGUUUCUGGCCGGACCGAUCUUUUCAAUCAUCGGCCCGCGUGCCUGUUGGCUUGUUGGCGGAUGGACCUAUGCCCUGUACAGCGCAAGUUUGCUGAAUUUUAACAUCCGAAGCAAUGGCACUUUUGUCAUUGCCGCCGGUGCGAUUCUCGGUGUUGGAGCCUCGUUCUUGUGGGUUGCGCAAGGAGCAAUUAUGACCUCCUACGUGCCUGAAUCCCAGAAAGGACGAGCGAUUGCCGUCUUUUGGAUUAUCUUCAACCUCGGCGGUAUGAUCGGAUCACUGGUUAGUUUUGGCCUGAAUUUCCAUUCGCAAUCCGGCACGGUCUCGAAUAGCACAUACAUCGCCACCAUGGUGAUCAUGCUGUUCGGCUGGGUUAUUGGAGUUUUCAUUUGCCCUCCGACCCGUAUCCGGCUUGUGCAGCUGAACGAGGCCGAGAACAAAGUCGUCCAUCAAACCGUUGGCGACAAGGCCCGCACAAUCGCAAAGACCCUCUUCACCUUCAAGGUCAUCUGCGUCCUCCCGCUCUUCUUCUGCGCCAACGUUUUCUACUCUUACCAACAGAACAACGUCAACGGCACCACUUUCAACAUCCGCACCCGCUCCCUCAACUCCGCAAUCUACUGGAUGGCCCAAAUGUUUGGCGGCCUUUUCAUGGGCGAGGCCCUGGACGCGCGCUUCCUCAACCGCCGUCAACGCGCGUGGGUCGGCUGGGCUAUCCUCAUGGUGACCGGCAUGGUGAUUUGGGGCGGAGGCUACGCGUUCCAGAAAUGGGAAGACGAGCGGCUGGCGCAGGGUUUCAAGCAGGAUAUCGACUACGCCCAAAACGCAAAUAUCGCCGUCGGCCCGAUAUUCCUAUACUUCUUCUACGGCGCGUACGACGCCCUGUGGCAAUCGUUCUGCUAUUGGCUGAUCGGGACCAUGUCGAAUUCGGCUGCCGUCACGGCGGUGUUGGUGGGUGCGUACAAAGCCUUUCAGGCGGCCGGUGGUGCGAUGGCGUGGAGAAUCAAUGCGUUGCAGAAAUCGCCUAUGACGCAGUUGGGCAUGGAUUGGGGACUGUGUAUCGGGGCGCUGGUUUUGGCGUUGCCAACCGUGUGGUCUGUUACUUUGACGAGUGUCAGUCAUAAUUCUGAUGGGGACGAAGAUCUGAAGAAGGACGGAUUGGAAAGCAAGGAUUGCGUCAGUAAAUAA